AUGGAAACGGAAAUGCAGUCGUCGCCGAGCUCGCCAAGUGAACCACCAUCUUUCGCAAGAACAUCGGCUCCCUCAGCGUCUCCAUCUGUUCACAAGCUCGAAUCGAGCUCCUUCUCCGGCCUCGGAACCGAAGCCGUGAAGAUAGCAGAGACAGGACUGUCGGCGACCGAGAGGGGAAGACAUGUGAUAUCGAAGACCGAAGUCCUGUCUGGAGAGGCCUUUGUUCUUCUAUCCCUCAUCGCCGCAUUGGAGCUUCCCACCCAUCCCGUCUCGAAGCUCUCUUGUCAUACAGCAACAUUCAUCAUGCCUUCUUCCGCUCCCACGAUCAAAGACAUCAUCGUCACUCCCGUCGCUUUCCAUGAUCCGCCGCUGCUCAAUGCAGUGGGCGUGCACGAACCCUUUGCUCUCAGGAGCAUCAUCGAAGUGGUCACCGACCGCGAAGAGAAUGGAAAAGCCAUUUACGGCCUAGGGGAGUCAUAUGGGGACGCAACACAUAUCUCGCGCCUGCAGAGGGCAGCAGAACGGAUCAAGAAAUCUAGUAUUUACGAUACAAAUGGCAUAUUCCGUGCUUGCGCGGAGGUCAUGGGAGAAGAUACGUCUACAGGCGGUGAUGGGAUGGCAGGCCUGGUCACUACGGCAUCAGCGACAGACAAGGUGUUCGCGGCCUUCGAGGUUGCGUGUUUGGACAUACAAGGCAAGUUAGCAGGAGUGCCAGUGUGCGAUUUGCUUGGAGGCAAGGUCCGGGACAUUGUACAGUACUCUGCAUAUCUGUUCUAUAAGUGGGCCAGGCAUCCAGGACGAGACGAGGAGGAUGAAUUUGGCGAGGCCCUGGAUCCCGAUAGCUUGGUCAAGCAGGCGAAGAAGAUGAUCGACGAGUACGAUUUCAAAGCCAUCAAGCUGAAGGGAGGUGUAUUCUCGCCACAGCAGGAGGUCGAUGCCAUCAAAGCACUUCGCGAGGCCUACCCGAACCUGCCAUUGCGGCUGGACCCAAAUGCAGCUUGGAGCGUGGAGACUUCGAAAUGGGUUGGAAAGGAGCUUGAGGGUAUCAUUGAGUAUCUGGAGGAUCCAGCUGAUCAGAUUGAAGGCAUGGCAGCCGUGGGCAAAGCAGUCUCGAUGCCGCUCGCUACGAACAUGGCUGUAGUAGCGUUCAACCAUUUGCCAGAGAGCAUCGCGCAGGACGCCGUUCAGGUGGUGCUGUCCGAUCACCAUUUCUGGGGCGGACUUCGCAAGUCACAACACCUGGCGUCCAUCUGCGCGGUCUGGAACAUGCGGUUGUCCAUGCACUCCAACAGCCAUCUCGGCAUCUCUCUCGCGGCCAUGACGCAUCUGGCUUCGGCUACCCCUAAUCUCGACUACGCUUGCGAUACCCACUGGCCAUGGAAACGUCGAGAUGAGGACGUUGUCAUAGAUGGAGCCCUGAAGUGGCAGAAAGGCGGAGUCGUCGUGCCAACUGCACCGGGUUUGGGUGUAGAGCUCGACAGGGAUAGACUGGCAGCCCUCCACGAACAAUACAAAGCUUGCGGCUUGACGAAGAGAGACGACACGACGUAUAUGCGCAAGUUUCAGCCGGGCUUUUCGGCAGCAGUACCUAGAUUCUGA
Messenger RNA from Saxophila tyrrhenica, 1599 nucleotides. RefSeq lists its product as uncharacterized. The record is from RefSeq and is a predicted model, not a curated record. The transcript has 2 exons. NCBI's taxonomy places the organism in Eukaryota, Fungi, Ascomycota, Dothideomycetes, Mycosphaerellales, Extremaceae. Bases 1 to 1599 code for a protein of 532 amino acids.